Messenger RNA from Auxenochlorella protothecoides, 291 nucleotides. Its product is annotated as Mitochondrial import inner membrane translocase subunit Tim9. NCBI's taxonomy places the organism in Eukaryota, Viridiplantae, Chlorophyta, Trebouxiophyceae, Chlorellales, Chlorellaceae. The transcript has 3 exons. The record is from RefSeq and is a predicted model, not a curated record. The coding region runs from base 1 to 291 and encodes 96 amino acids.
AUGAGCGGUCCCGACGCCAGCGGCUUCUCGGAGGGCCAGCAGCAGGAGCUGCUGCAGGCGAUAGAGACAAUGCAGACACGCGACAGCAUGCGCAUGUACAACAAUCUGGUAGAAAAGUGCUUCACGGACUGCGUGGACUCUUUCCGGCGCAAGGACCUCGACGCAACAGAGGAGAAGUGCGUGCAAAAGUGCUGUGAGAAGUUCAUGAAGCACUCUGCCCGCGUGGGCAUGCGGUUUGGGGAAUUUACUGCCGCCGCAGAAAAGCAGAUGGCCGGGCUGCAGGGCAAGUAG